Messenger RNA from Musa acuminata AAA Group (dessert banana), 1955 nucleotides. RefSeq names its product cytokinin dehydrogenase 11-like. Gene Ontology annotation, molecular function: cytokinin dehydrogenase activity; FAD binding. The record is from RefSeq and is a predicted model, not a curated record. The transcript is spliced from 4 exons. Gene Ontology annotation, biological process: cytokinin metabolic process. Lineage: Eukaryota; Viridiplantae; Streptophyta; Magnoliopsida; Zingiberales; Musaceae. Bases 56 to 1633 code for a protein of 525 amino acids.
AAGAGUAUCUUUGGAGGAACACGAUAAAGACGAGGCAAGAGCGGAUUACGCUGGGAUGCCUACCACGAUGAUAGCUUACGUCGAACAGCAACGGCGCCUCGUGUCUGACGGCGAUGCGGAGCCCAGCGACGGCGGCGACGCCGGCCAGGAGAACAUCGGCGCGCUCGAUGUCGCCGCCGCCGCCGCUGCCGGAGACAUCGCCCUCGCUGCGCGGGACUUCGGCGGGAUGGUCUUCAUUCCGCCUGCAACCCUUCUCCGGCCGUCCACGACAGACGACGUUGUCCGCGCCGUCUGCGUCGCUAGGCGCUCGUCCCGACUUACCGUCGCCGCCCGCGGCAACGGCCACUCUGUCGGCGGCCAGGCCAUGGCUAGGGGCGGCGUCGUGCUCGACAUGCGCGAUCUCGGGCCCCCCAUGGAGCUAGUCCGGUGCGGGGGCGUUGCCGCAGACGUCCCCGCGGGGGCGCUGUGGGAGGAGGUCCUGGAGUGGGGCGUCCGGAACCAUGGGAUGGCGCCGACGUCGUGGACGGACUACCUGGGGCUCACCGUCGGCGGGACCCUCUCGAACGGGGGGAUCGGCGGCCAGGCCUUCCGGCACGGCCCGCAGGUGGCCAACGUGGCGGAGCUGGAGGUAGUCACCGGCGAUGGCGAGCGGCGUGUCUGCUCGCCCUCGUUGUGCUCUGAUCUCUUCUUCGCGGCCCUCGGCGGGCUCGGCCAGUUCGGCGUCAUCACCCGCGCCCGAAUCCCUCUCGUCCCCGCCCCCAAAAUGGUGAGGUGGAUAAGGGUGGUUUACAAAGGAUUCGAGGAGUACGCGGGGGACGCUGAGUGGCUAGUGACUCGGGCUGACUCGGAAGCGUUCGACUACGUGGAGGGUUUCGCCUUCGUGAACGACGUCUCCGACCCGGUGAACGGGUGGGGAUCUGUGGCGAUCCUUCCCGGCUCGGUCUUUGACCCGGCGAAAAUCCCGGCGGAGUCGGAGCCUGUCCUCUACUGCCUCGAGCUAGCGCUCCACCACAACCACCGCGGGGCGGCGGGCGUGGACGAGCGGGCGAAGGAGAUGAUGUGGCCGCUGCGGUACAUGCGGGGUCUGGUGUUCGCGGCGGACGUGAGCUACGUGGACUUCCUGUCGCGGGUGGGGCGGUCGGAGGAGGAGGCGCGGGCGAACGGGACUUGGGCCACGCCGCACCCGUGGCUCAACAUCCUCGUCUCCUCGUCGGACAUCGCCGACUUCGACCGCACCGUCUUCAAGCGCAUUCUCAGGAGGGGCGUCGGCGGGCCCAUGCUCGUGUACCCGUUGCUCCGGAGCAAGUGGGACCCGCGGAUGUCGGUGGCCGUGCCGGAGAGCGAGGUGUUCUACCUGGUGGCGCUGCUCCGGUUCAUCGCGCCGCGGGAGGGGGACGCCGCGUUGGAGGAAGCGGUGGCGCAGAACCGGGAAAUCAUCGGCUGCUGCCGGAGUAAGGGCUACGAUUUCAAGGUCUACAUCCCCCGUUACGAGAGCGAGGCCGAUUGGGCCCGGCACUUCGGGAGGGACUGGGCGCGGUUCGUGGAGCGGAAGAGGCGAUACGAUCCCAUCGCGAUCCUCGCUCCCGGGCAGACGAUCUUCGCCCGGGCCGAGCCUCCCGCCGCCGCUCCCUAAUGGAGGCGGUGGUGACGGCUCCGAGGCUGGCAGAUCAUGAUGAUGCUGGGAAGACGGAAGGAAAUAAAUGCUGGAAAAGAGACGAAUAAAAAAAGAAAAUAAAAAGGAAAUAGUUAGUGGCAAGCUGAGACCGGUGGUGGGGAUAGUUAGGUUGGUGGUUGUCAUUGGAUAAUGAUUCGCUUUUUCUUUUUUUUUUUUUCUUAACCCUUUGAUAAAAAGUAAAAGAAUUGUACAGGUGGCAUUUUUCUGUUAGUCCACUUCUGAUUGAUAUGUAUCUGUAAAGAACUUUUUCUAUUCAUUAUUCAUAUUAUAUUAUUUAAUA